ACAAUCUCGAGCUUCGACCUCGUCAACCACAACCACUCUCUACUCACCAUCCACCAUAAUGCGUCCAGUCCCAGCUUCUGCAGGCCCUGCCUUGCGCAGCUGGACCCGACACUCCCUCCCGACCUCGACAUCCUCAUCCUCCCGUCUGGCCGCAGCCUCCGCCACCACAAUAGCUUCCUCCCCGAGUUCCCAGCGACGGAGCGAAUCCAAUGCCACUGCUUCCUCGAGCUUCCAGAGUCCCUUCAGAGCGGCCGAGAAGAAGGACACCACCAAGAUCCCAAGCUUCGGGGCCUACAAGUCCGGAAAAUCCGAGGUCACCAACCGAGUCUUUGGCUACUUCAUGGCCGGAUCAAUGGGAAUGCUCGCCGCAGCUGGCGCGAAGAACACCGUGCAGGAUUUCCUAGUCAACAUGUCUGCGUCCGCUGAUGUCCUGGCCAUGGCCAAGGUCGAAGUUGACCUCGCCGCCAUCCCAGAGGGCAAGAACGUGAUUAUCAAAUGGCGAGGCAAGCCAGUCUUUAUCCGUCAUCGAACGGAAAGCGAAAUCAAGGAGGCCGAAUCCGUCAACAUCUCCAUCCUCCGUGAUCCUCAGAAAGACGAAGACCGUGUCAAGAAGCCCGAAUGGUUGGUCAUGUUGGGUGUCUGCACUCACUUGGGUUGUGUGCCCAUUGGUGAAGCCGGUGAUUUUGGUGGUUGGUUCUGCCCGUGCCACGGUUCGCACUACGACAUCUCUGGACGUGUGAGAAAAGGACCGGCACCUCUGAACUUGGAAAUCCCGGCGUACGAUUUCCCAGAGGAAGACAAACUUGUCAUUGGUUAAACUCGAAAAACAUUGGAAGCAAUUGAACAUCUUUUUGCGUUGGCUCUGGUGAGAGAUUUGCUUUCUUUUUUCCCCCGAGGGUCGAUGCGUUGUCCGUCUAAGUACAGACGCUCCGCAGGAUCACGGAAAAAUGAAAGCUAGCUUCUGUACAUAUUAGAGAAAGGAGGAGUAUACUGGCGAGCCGACACUUGUGGUAGGUGGUGAUAAGUCGUGUUUAGAGAGACCAGAAAAGAGAACCCAAUCAAAAUAUCAAUUGAAAACAAG
This is a messenger RNA of Exophiala oligosperma, 1081 nucleotides long. RefSeq names its product ubiquinol-cytochrome c reductase, iron-sulfur subunit. Gene Ontology annotation, molecular function: quinol-cytochrome-c reductase activity; 2 iron, 2 sulfur cluster binding. The record is from RefSeq and is a predicted model, not a curated record. The transcript has 3 exons. The coding region runs from base 59 to 817 and encodes 252 amino acids. Gene Ontology annotation, cellular component: membrane. Gene Ontology annotation, biological process: mitochondrial electron transport, ubiquinol to cytochrome c. Lineage: Eukaryota; Fungi; Ascomycota; Eurotiomycetes; Chaetothyriales; Herpotrichiellaceae.